Molecule: messenger RNA, 977 nt
Organism: Neogale vison (American mink)
Lineage: Eukaryota; Metazoa; Chordata; Mammalia; Carnivora; Mustelidae
Gene: PPP1R3D
Product: protein phosphatase 1 regulatory subunit 3D
Exons: 1
Coding region: 1-900 (299 amino acids)
Biological process (GO): regulation of glycogen biosynthetic process
Cellular component (GO): protein phosphatase type 1 complex
Molecular function (GO): protein phosphatase 1 binding; glycogen binding
Source: RefSeq, a predicted model, not a curated record
AUGUCCGGAGGCUGGGGCUCGGCGGCCCUGCCCCCCGCCCCGGGGUCGCGGAAGCCCGCCCCGCGGAGCCUCAGCUGCCUCUCAGACCUGGACGGCGGCGCUGCCCGGGAGCCACGGCCCUGCAGGCCCCCCGGGAGCCCGGGCCGCGCGCCGCCUCCACCGCCCGAGCCGUCCGGCUGCGACCCCCGCCUCCGGCCCAUCAUCCUGCGGCGGGCGCGCUCGCUGCCCAGUUCCCCCGAGCGCCGCCAGAAGGCUGGGGGCGCGCCGGGAGCCGCGUGCCGGCCGGGCUGCAGCCGGCAGCUCCGCGUACGCUUCGCCGACGCGCUGGGCCUGGAGCUGGCGCAGGUCAAGGUGUUCAACGCGGGCGACGACCCGUCGGUGCCGCUGCACGUGCUGUCGCGCCUCGCCAUCAACUCGGACCUGUGCUGCAGCAGCCAGGACCUGGAGUUCACCCUGCAGUGCCUGGUGCCCGACUUCCUGCCGCCCAUCGAGGCCACCGACUUCAGCGAGCGCCUAGGGCGGCAGCUUGUCUGUUUGGAGCGCGUCACCUGCUCUGACCUGGGCAUCAGCGGCACGGUGCGUGUGCGCAACGUGGCCUUCGAGAAGCAGGUGGCGGUGCGCUACACCUUCUCAGACUGGAAGAGCGCGCAUGAGGUGGUGGCCCGGUGGCGCGGGCCCGCGGGCGUCGAGGGCACGGAGGAUGUGUUCGCCUUCGGCUUCCCGGUGCCGCCCUUCCUGCUGGCGCUGGGCUCUCGCGUGCACUUCGCGCUGCGCUACCGAGUGGCCGGGGCCGAGUACUGGGACAACAACCAUGGCCACGACUACAGCCUCACGUGCCGCAACCACGCGCUGCACAUGCCUCGCGGGGAGUGCGAGGAGAGCUGGAUCCACUUCAUCUGAGGGUGGCCCGGCCCGGCCCAGAGGCAGCCGUUCCCUAGCCGGUCUCUCCCGUGCUGGCAGUUGCUCUUCCUCAGACA